Molecule: messenger RNA, 1155 nt
Organism: Naegleria fowleri
Lineage: Eukaryota; Heterolobosea; Eutetramitea; Acrasida; Naegleriidae
Exons: 1
Coding region: 1-1155 (384 amino acids)
Molecular function (GO): protein binding
Source: RefSeq, a predicted model, not a curated record
AUGAAAAAGACAAAAGAUCAUCAACUCACCGCGUUGGGACUUCUCCCCACUGAAUUGCUGUGCGAGAUUUUUAAUAAAUUAUCAGCGAAGGAAAUUUUCAAAUUGUGCCUCGUUUGCAGGAGUUGGUAUGAUUGCAUCAUGAUGGAUGAGACGUUUAUGAAUAUUGUUUGGAAAAAUGUUUCGGAAAGGCUUGUUCAUGAGUUUUACUACAUGUUUCUGCGACCAGAGGAUAAUAAUAUUUCUUCAUCUCUUCGUAUUGACAUGAUCAAGAAUAAUCAACGAUGUAAAUUAGUGGAUGGAGACUUUAUUGAUGAUGAUGACCUCAUUAUUAAUUCUCCUCUCAAAACAACAACCACGUUCAGCAAGUUCAAAAAGGAAAAUGUGGUUCGAAAAAUAUUGAGAUUAUCUCCAAACGCCAUUCGUUCCAAAUUAUAUUUCUUACACAUCUCUGAUAAUACCAAGAAUGCUGCAUUGAUGAACACAUCCCUGGUGAAAACUAUUGCAGAUUUAAUUACAAACAAAAGCAUUACUAUAAGCAUUUGGUUUAGAUUACAACCUCACUCAACAGGUGGAGUGCUGUUUGGAGUCCAAAACUCUCCAUUCGCUGUCGGUACUGCAUUCGUACCGAUCAUUUAUAUCACAAACAAUUUAAUGUUGCGAGCUGGUUUUUGGGGAGCAAAUUUUAUGGAAUUUUCUGAAAUAUUAACUGAUAAUAAGUGGCAACAUGUUGCCUUAACGAAAUCGAACAAGGUUGCUACCUUGUACUACAAUGGAAAGGCUGUCGGUACGAUCGUGCCUGAUCAUAAUUUUGAUCAUCACACACACAAACUCUAUCACGGCCAAAUUGGAAGUGGACUUUGCGAUCGAUGGCCAGGAAGCUCCAUGAACUAUACCUAUAAUUGUUACACAUUUGUUGGAGACAUUGCAGAUGUUAAUAUUUAUAGCAAAGAGUUGAAUGAACAGCAAGUGAAGGAAGAAAUGAUUUGUGCUCAACCUCAGCCCUCUCUAUUAGCCAGUUGGAGCUUCACAGAUGCUGUUGUUCUCUCACAAGCAAAAAAGAUGAAUGAGGUGGCCUCAGUACCGUCAGGAAACAAAUGCUCGGCACCUACUCUCACUGUCAUUGGUGAGGAUGUUUCAAUUUCAACAGGUCAAUAA